Dinoponera quadriceps is the source of this 585-nucleotide messenger RNA. RefSeq lists its product as uncharacterized. The record is from RefSeq and is a predicted model, not a curated record. The transcript has 2 exons. Lineage: Eukaryota; Metazoa; Arthropoda; Insecta; Hymenoptera; Formicidae. Bases 1 to 585 code for a protein of 194 amino acids.
AUGUCGACUACCGUGUACAUGGUCCAAGAAAAGUCAACAGCCGGAAAACUAAAAGCGCCGCUUAAUGUUGAGGCGAUAAAGGAUGGCAGAUUUAAGAAAAAUCGCCUUGUCAUAGUAAAUCGUAGUAACGGUCAUAAAUACCUAGUCGAUUCAAGCACAAAUAUCUCAAUACUUCCUAGGCUUAAGCCACAGACUUGGAUAAAACCUACCGAAGUUAAGUUGUAUGCAGCAAACGAAACUUCGAUCCAUACCUACGGCAACGAAAUUGUAACGUUGAAUUUAGGCCUUCGACGGAGAUUCGUUUGGUAUUUUGUUGUCGCAGAUGUUUCGCAAACUAUUAUAGAUGCAGAUUUCUUGCAGCACUACAAGCUUUUAGUCGAUAUAGCUUAUAAUACACUAUUAGAUUCAAAUUCGGUCUACCGCGACCUUUUGAAGGAAUAUAUUGAGAUAACUAUGACCGCGCCGCGGAAAGAAGGAAUACAUCAGAUACAGCAUCACAUUACGACGAGAGAGACUCCAAUGUCUGAGCGAGCUCGUCGUUUGCCGCCAGCGAAAUAUAAAGCUGCCAAAGAAGCUUUCGACUAA